Xiphophorus hellerii (green swordtail) is the source of this 3379-nucleotide messenger RNA. Its product is annotated as sesquipedalian-1. NCBI's taxonomy places the organism in Eukaryota, Metazoa, Chordata, Actinopteri, Cyprinodontiformes, Poeciliidae. Bases 543 to 1412 code for a protein of 289 amino acids. The transcript has 2 exons. The record is from RefSeq and is a predicted model, not a curated record. Gene Ontology annotation, cellular component: trans-Golgi network; early endosome; recycling endosome. Gene Ontology annotation, biological process: retrograde transport, endosome to Golgi; endosome organization; receptor recycling.
GCACUGUUUUCACGAGCUGUGACUGGAACCGCUCCGAUGGACCCUCACGAUCCGUGUUUUUGUUCCCACUAAGUGGGAUUUAAAUGCCACCUUCUUGCUAGUUGGCACAGGGAGAGAGGCUGGCUGUUUCACAGAAGGUUCAGCUAAAGUUUCUCUUGCUUUUGCUCGCGUUAAUGAAACUGUUGAGUAGUCAGAGAUGAGUUGGUGCAAAGUGCUGAUGCGUCAAAAGCUUGUGACCCACCAGCAGCCCCGCCGAGGGCUGAAUCAUCCCCCCAUCCUCCCCUCCCCGCCCACAGACACGAUGGAUUAGCGCUCCGAGGUGGAAGAAACGGCUAAUCCCGACCGUUUUAAACCGCGUUUCUCUUGGCCGGUGUUGGUAAAUGUAGCUGUCUAACGCUUUUUCCUGCUCUGCGUUUGAGGAGACGGAUGAUGGAGGCGGAGAACCGAUGAGCUGGGAAGUCCAGAUGUGAUGGGAGCACUGGGGCGGGUGUCUGCUGGACAUGAGACAAGAACGUGAAUAAAGACCCUACAGGGCGGAGAAGAUGAAGCUAAACGAACGCAGCGUGGCGCACUACGCCACCUGUGAUUCCCCACCAGACAAAACUGGCUUCCUGUUCAAAAAGGGUGAACGCAACACGGCGUAUCACCGCCGCUGGUUCGUCCUGAAGGGCAACAUGCUCUUCUACUUUGAGGAGCGAGACAGCCGAGAGCCCAUUGGCGUCAUCGUCCUGGAGGGCUGCACCGUGGAGCUGUGCGAGUCUGUGGAGGAGUUCGCCUUCGCCAUCAAGUUCGACUGCGCCAAGGCGCGGGUGUACAAGCUGGCAGCGGAGAACCAGGCGGCCAUGGAGUCGUGGGUGAAGGCUUUGUCGAGGGCCAGCUUCGACUACAUGAGGCUGGUGGUGAAGGAGCUGGAGAGGCAGCUAGAGGAGAUCCAGGACGCCGCCGGAGCUGGAGGCCAGCAGUCCAGGCCGAAGCUUUCCCGGCGAAAUCAAGUGGUGCGAUCCAGGUCCGGGGCAUCUUCCUCUUCAUCUUCGUCUUCCCUCUCGUCAUCGUCAAGCGCUCCUUCCAUGGCCGCCGUUUACUCUGCUCAGAAGAGCCUUCAGGAUGAGGUGCAGCUCAUCUCCGGGAGUUCCAGGGAGAACGGAGUCGCAUGGAGCAAACCUCCAUCCGCCUCGGCUAACGGGUCGGCAGAGGCAGCACCGUCCUGCGUGACCUGGGACGGCUGCACAGACUCCGGGAUGGUGUCUGGAUGUGCGGGCGACGGAGGGAGGGCUCCACCAGUGCCCCCACGGCGAUUAGGAGCGUCUCUGGAGAGCCCGGUCUCUCCUGACACCGCCUGCUUUUCCAAACUCCACGACUGGUACGGCAGGGAGGUGGAGGAGCUGAGAGCGCAGUGGCUGCAGAGCCAGUAGGCUGAUGGAGGAGGAAAAGGUUCAGUCAUUCCCUUCGGAUCAUUCUGCAGUGCUUCCUGAACUUUCCACACAGCAAAACAUUAAAAACUGUUUGUCAAAAAUCAGUUGGUUUUUUUUUUUGUUGUUGUUUUUUUAAAAAAAGCAAAACAUUUGGGAGUGAUUUCCAUUUCCAAUCUUGUCUUCUAUAGAGGAAUCUGAUGUUUUUUUUUAUCUAACACUAUCUGCUCUGCAAUCAAGAAGCACAAAAUAUGCUCUUUUUCUCAGUAAUUUUCUUGAAAUAUUAAGAACACACUACUUAAGAAGGGAUUUAUCAGAUUUUAUUUAACUCAGAGUGGUCAUGGAAGUUAUUUCAAUCAGAAAAAUGUGUUUUCUACAGCAAUCACUGCAAAUUGUUCUGUUGCUGCCUGCACGUUUGUAACAUCUAUUUGUUUUUUGUCUUAUUUUCAACCAUUUGUGUUAAGAUUAGUAAUCUGUCUAGUUAUCUGAAAAAAUACUAAAAGUAAAUACUACAAUAUACAGUGACUUGCCAAAGUGUUAUACCUCUUAAACUUUUUCACCACAAACUUGAAUGUAGUUUAUUAUCAGGAGUUACAGUACGUGAUGGGCCAACACAAAUAAUCUGAAAGAUCUGGCAAUACCAGUUUAGCACAAAGAGACUGAAAUGUUUUCCCAUUCUUCUUCUGCACAGAUCGGAUGGAGUGCAUUCGAUCUGUGCAGCUAAUCUAAAUUAGAUUAUUUCUAGAUUUUUAUGUUUUCUUUUGUUUCCAUUAAAAUACAAUGUAGUUUGUGCCUGGAAAGUGACGCAAUGUUGACAAACUCGUGCAAUAUUAAGAUGUUAACAGAUAAUUAGACAUAUCCGCUGCCCUCGGAGUGUUUUCAGUCUGAUUUUCUGAUUCCAGUCAAUAUACAGAAACCGUUCACCUAAACCAGUUUUUUGUUGCUACGUAAAAACAAUAGCACUUUUGCGUUCCCCGCUCAAAGCUCCCCGGGUUUCUCCCCGGAGGCCUCGGCGGUUGCUAACAUCCUUGCCGCAGUCACCGGGGACCAUGUGUGGAGCUGGAUGUUCUGAUCAAGGCAAUAGAAACCUUUUUAUUUUUAGUCGCUCUUAUCCAGCGGCCAGAUGAUGCUGUGUCAUAAGAGUGCUUGUCAUUUAUUCCCCGUUGAGACUCAUGCGCCGUGGAAAAGGAGGUGGUUUAUCCGCGGGAUUUAUUGGUCCCAGUUCCUGUUUUUGUCUCGGUCUGAUGCACAAUCCAGUCUGGAGUUUCGAUUAUGUAUUUACAACUUAUUUACUUUAAAUGUUACUGAUGAAACGUCUUGUAGGGCUGGAACAUACAUGAACACCCAACUUUCUUCAAUUUGGAUACAAAUAUUUACUAAUCCAUACUAAAAAUGAAUACUAACUUCUUCACAGUGGGCCUUUUAAAGCUAUUUACUUUUUUAUCCAUUUUAGAGUUGAUUUGUUUUUUAUGUGCCUUAUGUUUUCUUGAGAAUAGACAACUUGUAAUCAUUUCCACGUGAUUUUAACAUUGCCUUACGUUUCCUUGUUGCCAAAGGUUCAUUUUAAUGCAAUGAGUGAGUUACUGUUCUCUGCAUCAACGCACCACACUAUCAUUCCAGUUAAACACUCAGCUUGUGCAGACAGACAGUAGAAAACAUAACACGUUAUCUUUUCUAUUACUAUUAAAGUGUUAUCUAAAGUUUUACAUGCAUUUUUAAACAUAAUGUUUAUGUAAUUGUAAGGUAAAGGAAUGUAUGUUUCAUUUUGACUGUAAAAUGUUUUUAAAAGGUGCCAAAAGAGAAAAAUGCAUUUUCCUUUUUAUGUUUCAUUUUCAGUGCUACAUUAUAUAAUUGAACUUUCCUGUCUUUUUUUUUUUUUUAGAGAAAAAGCAAUAGUACAAUGUUAUACCACGGUACACAAAUAUAUGUAUGUUUUGUAUAAAUCACUUAUUAAAGCAUUUUCAAUCCAC